GCCCUACAGGAAGCCGCUGCAAGGUACCCACGAUCCCUUUCUUCUUGUCUAGUCCUGUGUUGCUCCAUCGCAUCAACUUCAGUCGCCGCAAGUCUUCUGUCGGUACGAGCUCGAUGAUGAAGACUUCCACCAUGAAGGAGCUGCUGCUGGUGCAGCUGCGGGCGGCGGGGCGCCUGCGGAUGCCGCUGGGGACGACGUCCCGCCAGCGGCUCCGCUGGAUGCUGCGGGCCUUCAAAUGCGUGGGGUUGCUUCCCAGCACCAAGCCCUCCCUGCUGUGGCUCCUGUGACGAGAGGCUGGCGCCACGUCGGGCGGGUGGUGGGUGCCUGGCUGGUGUGGAGCCUGCCGUGGCUGGCGGCGGCGGCGCUGGGGGGCGGCGUGCAGCAGUGCGACUGAGCUGGACGGAGUGAGACGCGGUCGGGCCCUAUAUUGGGUGGCUGCUGUGACGCGGCAUGCCGUGUCUCAUAACUGCGGCUCGCAUGGAUGUGCGAUGGGACAGUGUCAAGGCGGCGCGCAUGGAAUCGCUUCAAAAUGACAAGACGGUGACUGCCCAGCCUCUAUCACAGUUGUAGCGUACCGUAGUGCUACGCUUCGAGUUCUAUAUUGACGAUGCUCUAAGAAACUAAAUGCAAACGGCGCCAGCAGAGACGGAUGUCGAAGCUUGCUUGCAGGCAACACGGGGGCGCACAUUGAGUGUUUGUGCGACAGGUGGCAUUCGGUUCUGUCUUCCGGGUUGUCAAACCGGUCACCAUUGUCAGGGUGUCAGAAUUCAGCUCAUGUGAGGAACACGUGUGUGGAUGCGUGGCUUACGUCUAGGCCUGGGGUGUGGACUGCAUGACGGUUGUGCCCCUUGAACGUGCCAAGCUCAGAGAUCGUGGCAAGAAGGGGAUGCCCAGCCACAUGUGUAACGGCGGCCAUCCAUGCAGCCUACAGGAUAACCCAUAACAAGCAAGUAGCAACUGAUGAGUGCCCACAAGGACAACACAGAGCCGCCCUGCGCCAACAACACACGGUGGGAGAGGCGUGUACGUACGCACAACGCAAGGCGCGCACGUUCCCAACUGCGGCACGUGUAUGCCAGGUCUGCGCGUGUUAAAACUACCGUCAGCACCGUAGCUCGCUUGCGGCGCAGGGAGGCAUAUGCUGCUCAACGUCCGCAAUUCUUUACUGGCUCAGGCCUUUGAGAGACGUGCCGCGCCGCUGCAGCUGCGCAGCGGGGCAUUCAGCCUAGGUCAGUACAUGCAUGAGCCACGUGGACUGGUCACGUGGAAAGGCGUUGGGGCGCAGGGCACUGCUGUCGCGAUUUGAAACCACAGCAACGCCGCAUAGCCACGUUGGUUGCCACUGGCGGUUUGGCGGCGGAAGUGGUUAGGCACCAAACCGCUGCGGUCGCGUGUGAGAACCGCCUGCGUGGGCUGCGGAUAGCAAGGGCUGAGUUUAUGAAAGCGGAAUGCCCGUCCAGUGCAGCCUGGCUUUUGGGGGCUUGGUGCCCCGUGCGUGUUCUUGCGCUUGCAUGUGCUUGCAUGCACAAGUACGGUAUGUGCGGCGUCUGCGUGCUCUGGCCGUCCGGGGCAGGGGAGGUCUGCGUUAAGUGCGUUCCAAUAGCCCUGUACCGAGAGACUGACCAAGCCACCUAGCUGAUGGCUGCGCUGUUGACUACAGGGUUUGAAUGCGCACAUAACAUCCUGGGUCACAGUCCGUUAGUUGCUUUAAGGGACACCACGACUGCUAUGAUGCCCAAUGAGCACACACGGCACCGA
Messenger RNA from Chlamydomonas reinhardtii, 1758 nucleotides. RefSeq lists its product as uncharacterized. The coding region runs from base 114 to 287 and encodes 57 amino acids. Lineage: Eukaryota; Viridiplantae; Chlorophyta; Chlorophyceae; Chlamydomonadales; Chlamydomonadaceae. The record is from RefSeq and is a predicted model, not a curated record. The transcript has 2 exons.